UUGUCAAUUUUCUGUCCUGUCUGAUGUGUCGAAAAUUAAAUUUUGUUUGCAAGCCAACCAAGCCGAAGUGAUUCAAAGUUUUGGAAUUUUCGCAAUUUCGCCAGUGAAUACGGAUUUUUGGCAGCAAACUUGUAUUGUGAACGUAUUCGGAAGUGUCCUGUUGUGAAUCAAAUUACCAGAGAAAAAAACAGCAACGGAAUAUGGCGGCCCAAGUUGCGGGUGUUUUCGAGCCGGAGCUUCAGGAAAAAAUUUCAAACUCCAAGAUUCUAGUGGUUGGAGCUGGUGGAAUAGGAUGUGAGAUCCUAAAAAAUCUUGUUCUUUCCGGUUUUCAGGAUAUUGAAAUUAUCGAUUUAGACACGAUAGAUGUCAGUAACUUGAACCGUCAGUUUCUGUUCCAUAAGGAACAUGUCGGCAAGUCUAAGGCGAAUGUCGCACGGGAGAGCGCCCUUAGCUUCAAUCCGAAUGUUAAAAUUAAAGCCUACCAUGACAGUAUUACGACGUCCAAUUAUGGAGUCGGCUUCUUCCAGCAGUUUAAUUUGGUGCUGAAUGCGCUCGAUAACCGUGCCGCUCGGAAUCACGUCAACCGGCUGUGUUUGACGGCGGAUGUUCCGCUGAUUGAAUCGGGCACGGCAGGCUACAAUGGUCAGGUGGAACUGAUUAAGCGUGGAUUGACGCAAUGCUACGAGUGCACUCCGAAGGCUGCUCAGAAAUCGUUUCCAGGCUGCACCAUCCGAAAUACACCAUCGGAACCGAUCCAUUGCAUUGUAUGGGCUAAGCAUCUUUUUAAUCAACUAUUUGGAGAGAGUAAUGAGGAUGAGGAUGUGUCUCCGGAUACUGCUGAUCCAGAAGCAGGAGCUGAAGCCGGGGAGAGCGCUCUGUCUGCUGAAGCCAAUGAAAAGGGUAAUGUCAAUCGUGUGAACACCCGGACCUGGGCACAGCAAAGUGGAUACGAUCCAGAAAAGAUAUUCAACAAGCUCUUCUUCGACGAUAUCAACUACUUGCUGAGUAUGUCCAACUUGUGGAAAAACCGGACUCCUCCUAACCCGGCUAAAUGGGACGCUUUGGAAGAGGAAGGCGAAGCUGCGCCGACGGAUACGGUUUUGCGUGAUCAGAAGGUCCUCAGUUUGACCGAUUCGGCUAAGGUAUUCGGGGAAAGUAUCACAGCACUGAAAGGUGAUUUCGAAAAAUUGGCGGAAGGAGAUCAUUUGGUCUGGGACAAAGAUGACAAGCACGCGAUGGACUUCGUUGCAGCUUGUGCCAAUAUCCGUGCCCAGAUUUUCAACAUUCCCCGAAAAAGUCGAUUCGAAGUUAAAUCUAUGGCAGGGAAUAUCAUCCCAGCAAUUGCCACGACUAAUGCCAUCACCGCUGGCGUUGUUGUGAUGCAUGCCUUCCGAGUUUUACGUGGGGAAUUAGAGAAGUGCAAAUCAGUGUACAUGAGGCUGAGACCAAACGCGCGUAACCAGUUGUUCGUUCCGGAUCGCACAUUGAACCCACCGAAUCCCAAGUGCUACGUUUGCGCUGCUAAGCCGGAAGUUACACUCAAAGUGGAUACUAAGAAUGUUACUGUUAAGGAAUUGCGUGACGAUAUUUUGAUUAAAGCACUGAACAUGCUUAAUCCUGACGUAAUUCUCGAUGGUAAGGGUACGAUUGUCAUCUCCUCGGAGGAAGGUGAAACCGACUGUAACAAUGAUAAGAAACUGGAACAAUUGCAAAUCGUCGAUGGAUGUAUCCUGAAGGUGGAUGAUUUUGUACAGAACUACGAACUGACUGUUACCGUCAUCCACAAAGAUCCUGCUCGAGAUGAGUCGCCAUUUGAUAUCGUUGCCGAUCCAGAUUCACUUAAACCGAAAGAUGAUGAAGAUCAGAAAACAGAUGAUGCCCAACCAUCUACAUCCGGCAAGAAUGGUACUUCGGAGGCGUCCUCUUCAUCCGCGGCCGGAAACGGAACUGUGGACGACGAUGACGAUAUGUGUAUUAUCGAAGAGGAUGCCGAGAAGCCUAGCACCUCGGGCGCCGUUGCCGGACCAAGCAGCUCCGGUUCCGAAAAACGAAAAAUCGAAGACAGUGAAGGACCAUCGACGAAGAAGCCACGCGUUUCGAACGACGAUGACGAUGAUGAUCUAAUCGUUAUCAACUGAGGCGAUGCACGGCAUUGUUUUAACGGUAAGAGUAAACUUUGAUGUUUUAUUCUGUUGUGAAACUAUUUCUAACGGAAUUCGAUCAUGUAUCACUAGAGCUGGUAGCUUCGCAAAGAACCUCUAUAAUAAAUGUAUCUCAUACAAUAA
Armigeres subalbatus is the source of this 2285-nucleotide messenger RNA. It is a transcript of the gene Uba2, whose product is annotated as SUMO-activating enzyme subunit 2. Gene Ontology annotation, biological process: protein sumoylation. Lineage: Eukaryota; Metazoa; Arthropoda; Insecta; Diptera; Culicidae. The coding region runs from base 201 to 2138 and encodes 645 amino acids. Gene Ontology annotation, cellular component: cytoplasm; SUMO activating enzyme complex. The record is from RefSeq and is a predicted model, not a curated record. The transcript is spliced from 5 exons. Gene Ontology annotation, molecular function: SUMO activating enzyme activity.